GAUGCUUUUUUCUACUCGCUGGUAUAUGACCCUCAGCAGAAGACUCUGCUGGCUGAUAAGGGAGAGAUCAGAGUGGGAAAUAAGUACCAGGCUGACAUCACUGACCUCCUCAAAGAGGGAGAGGAUGAUGGUCGGGAGCUGGAAAAACUGGAGGAGGUGGUGUGGGAUCCCAGCAACCCCCUCACCGAGAAACAGAUCGACCAGUUCCUCGUCGUGGCUCGGUCUGUGGGUACAUUUGCGCGGGCUCUAGACUGCAGCAGUUCAGUUCGGCAGCCCAGUCUGCACAUGAGUGCUGCGGCAGCCUCCAGAGACAUCACACUGUUUCACGCCAUGGACACGUUGCAUAAGAACGGCUAUGACAUGACACGGGCCAUCGCGGCGCUGGUACCCCAGGGUGGGCCGGUGCUCUGUCGGGAUGAAAUGGAGGAAUGGAGCGCGUCCGAAGCCAACCUGUUCGAGGAAGCGCUCGAGAAAUACGGCAAAGACUUCACUGAUAUCCAGCAAGACUUUAAAUCUCUACUUAGAGAAACAGGGAGGAGCCAGGCAUGGAAAAUGGGCACACCCUAAAGAAGUGAACCAGCUUAUUCAGGG
Sinocyclocheilus grahami is the source of this 591-nucleotide messenger RNA. RefSeq names its product metastasis-associated protein MTA1-like. The transcript is spliced from 5 exons. NCBI's taxonomy places the organism in Eukaryota, Metazoa, Chordata, Actinopteri, Cypriniformes, Cyprinidae. The record is from RefSeq and is a predicted model, not a curated record. Gene Ontology annotation, biological process: double-strand break repair; negative regulation of transcription by RNA polymerase II; response to ionizing radiation. Gene Ontology annotation, molecular function: transcription corepressor activity; histone deacetylase binding; transcription coactivator activity. Gene Ontology annotation, cellular component: NuRD complex; nucleoplasm. The annotation marks the transcript as partial.